GAAAGUAAUGUAGCCAUUGAGCCAGGAGCGGGCUAAUCUUCAUCUCUUGGUUUAUCAACUAUCAACUAUGAACCAACGUUCAUCACAUAUCCUCCCUCCUUUAAUAAUACUCUAUCAUUUCCCUUUUUAACGGUUUUUAACUGCCACAAGAACCAUGGCUACGCCGACCCUGCUUCAUACUACCACCGCUUAUGUCUUGUCUCUGCGACCCAAAUCUCCUUUCUCCACUCCCUUUCUCUCCACCAACCUAGGCCAGAGGCAGAGCUUCUUGUCGCACAGAUCUUUGCUUCUCCCCCAGAAAUGGAGACAGCACAUGUUUCUUUCAACAAGGCCCCUCCUAAAAGAUGGGAAUCUCAGAAUUAAUGGGAAGGAAGCCUUGAAAGAUGUCCCUGCAAACAUUGUCGUCACGCCAUUGACGGAUACCUCAGCAUUUGUUGGUGCCACUUCCUCAGACAGCAGCUCCCGACAUGUAUUCAAGCUUGGAGUCAUUAAGGAUGUCAAGUUACUCUGUCUGUUUAGAUUUAAACUUUGGUGGAUGAUACCACGGGUGGGGAGUUCAGGAAGUGACAUCCCUGUUGAAACUCAGAUGCUACUCUUGGAGGCAAAAGAAGGACCAACUUCUGAUGAUGCAUCUGAUCAUUCUACUUAUAUCAUAUUCUUGCCUGUUCUGGAUGGCAAAUUUAGAAGCAGUUUGCAGGGCAACACAUCAGAUGAACUUGAGUUUUGUGUUGAAAGUGGUGACCCUGCUAUAGUUACAUCACAAUCCCUGAACGCGAUUUUUGUGAACUAUGGAAACCAUCCAUUUGAUUUGGUGAAGGAUUCUAUGAUGAUUCUAGAGAAGCAGUUUGGAACCUUUGCCCACCGUGAGACCAAACAGAUGCCUGGAAUGCUAGAUUGGUUUGGUUGGUGCACCUGGGAUGCAUUCUACCAAGAAGUUAAUCCCCAAGGAAUUAAAGAUGGCCUAAUGAGUUUAUCCCAGGGAGGGACACCUGCACGGUUUUUGAUUAUAGAUGAUGGGUGGCAAGACACAGUUAACGACUUUCAAAAAGAAGGGGAGCCAAUUGUUGAAGGGUCACAGUUUGGUGGCAGAUUGGCCAGCAUUAAAGAAAAUAAAAAGUUUCGAAGAAUAUCAAAUGAAGCUAAAAGCAAGGCACCCCGUGAUCUUAAAGAAUUUGUAUCAGAUAUUAAGAAGACUUUUGGCCUUAAGUAUGUCUAUGUUUGGCAUGCCCUGCUCGGGUAUUGGGGUGGCCUUGCUCCAAAUACGCUGGGAACCAAAAUGUACAAUCCAAAAUUAAGGUACCCUGUACAAUCACCAGAAAAUAUGGGGGAUAUAUCACUGGAUUCUAUGGAGAAGUAUGGUAUCGGUGUGAUUGAUCCUGAUAAAAUAUCUCAGUUUUAUGAUGAUCUACAUAGAUACCUUGUUUCACAGAAUGUGGAUGGGGUUAAAGUUGAUGUUCAGAACAUAUUAGAAACCAUCUCUGCAGGUUUAGGUGGUCGUGUCUCACUUACAAGACAGUUUCAACAAGCACUUGAAAGGUCCAUAGCUGCCAACUUCGAAGACAACAGCAUAAUUUGUUGCAUGUGUCAGAGCACCGACUCCAUUUACCAUUCAAAACAAAGUGCUAUUUCACGAGCCUCUGAUGACUACUAUCCCAAAAACCCAACAACACAGACGCUGCAUGUAGCUGCUGUGGCUUUCAACAGCAUUUUUCUGGGUGAAGUAUUUGUUCCCGAUUGGGACAUGUUCUAUAGUCUUCAUGAUGCAGCAGAGUUUCACGCUGUUGCUAGAGCUGUGGGAGGUUGCGGAGUUUAUGUCAGUGAUAAGCCUGGACAGCAUGAUUUCACGAUACUUGAGAGGCUUGUACUUUCUGAUGGAUCAGUACUAAGAGCUAAAUACCCAGGAAGACCAUCUCGAGAUUGUUUAUUCACUGAUCCGGUGAUGGAUGGGAAGAGCCUUCUCAAGAUCUGGAAUUUGAACGAAUGUAGUGGAGUAAUUGGCAUCUUCAAUUGCCAAGGAGCGGGAAGCUGGCCUUACACGAAAAAGAAUGCAGUCAAGAUGGCUGCCGGUUCUGAGCAAGUUGGACAGGUCUCUCCUGCUGAUAUUGAGUAUUUUGAGGAGGUAUCAGGGAAGCAAUGGACUGGAGACUGCGCAGUGUAUUCCUUCAACGCAGGUUGUGUUUCUCGAAUGCCGAUGGAAGGCUCAUUCAACGUUGCAUUAAAAGUUUUGGAGUGUGAUGUGUUUACCGUAUCUCCUAUCAAGGUGUACAAUGAAGCAAUCGAGUUUGCAGCGAUUGGACUACUGAGCAUGUACAAUUCUGGGGGCGCCCUGGAGUGUGUUGAGAGCUCGGCUGAUCCCUCCACUUCCAGCUCCAGUUGUAAAAUACAUGUUAAAGGGAGAGGAUCAGGUUGCUUCGGUGCAUACUCUAACACAAAGCCCAAGUCUUGCUCCAUCAACUUGAAAGAUGAGGUAUUCAACUUCAGUGGCGAAGACAAUCUUCUUACCAUAAGCAUUCCUGCCACAACCAAUGCUUGGGACGUGGCCAUUUCUUACUGAUUCUUCUUCUUCUUCUUCUUCUGUUUUUUGGAAUCGACCAAGUUAGUUUUAUUAGUAAUCUACCAAGUUAUAAGUAAUUUUGGUGACAUCGUGAACAACGACUAUUUCCAUAUUACCAAAUAGAGGUGGCCGAGCUCAUCCAUCUGACGGUGGGAGGGUUGGUAUCUGUUUUUGAAUAAAAUAA
Molecule: messenger RNA, 2738 nt
Organism: Theobroma cacao (cacao)
Lineage: Eukaryota; Viridiplantae; Streptophyta; Magnoliopsida; Malvales; Malvaceae
Product: putative galactinol--sucrose galactosyltransferase 2
Source: RefSeq, a predicted model, not a curated record